GCCGGGUAGUGUGGAAUAGGCCGGGAGAUUGCGUUCCAGUGCACGUGUAGUAGAAAUGAGUAAGGGAAGUCCGUGGGGCAGCCCGGUCACGGCACCGGCAUGCAUGGAGGUUCAGAUCGGAGCGGUGAGGUACCGGAGAGAUGGAGCUCUGCUUCUGGCAGCCUCUAGCCUCAGUAGCCGCACAUGGGGUGGUUCCAUAUGGGUAUUUAAAGACCCCGACUCGGCUCCUAAUGAGAGUCUGUGCACAGCUGGAGUCCAGACUGAAGCUGGUGUGACAGAUGUUGCUUGGGUGUCAGAAAAAGGAAUCCUUGUGGCAUCAGAUUCAGGUGCUGUGGAACUAUGGGAAAUUUUGGAGAAAGAGUCCUUGCUGGUCAAUAAAUUCACUAAAUAUGAGCAUGAUGACAUUGUAAAAAGCUUGAGUGUUUUUUCUGAUGGGACACAGGCUGUAAGUGGAGGCAAAGACUUCAGUGUUAAAGUCUGGGACCUUACCCAAAAAACUCUUCUGAAUUCAUACAUUGCACAUUCCAGUGAAGUAAACUGUGUAGCAGCUUGUCCUGGAAAAGAAGCAAUAUUUUUAUCUUGUGGAGAGGAUGGAAAGAUUUUACUAUGGGAUACCAGAAAGCCUAAGCCUGCUACUCGAAUUGACUUUUGUACCCCAGACACCAUACCUACCUCUGUUACGUGGCAUCCGGAAAAGGACGAUACUUUUGCUUGCGGUGAUGAAAUUGGGAAUGUAUACUUGGUAAAUCUGAAAAAUUUAGACUCUGUUCAAAAAUCAUCUGUGCACUCCCAGAGCAUCACAGGGCUGGCAUACUCAUAUCACAGUUCACCCUACUUGGCAUCCAUAAGUGAAGAUUGUACUGUGGCAGUCUAUGACUCCGACUUUUCAGAAGCAUUUCGUGACCUUUCUCAUCGAGAUUUUGUUACUGGUGUGGCCUGGUCACCCCUUGAUCAUUCCAAAUUCACGACAGUUGGUUGGGACCAUAAAGUUCUUCAUCAUCAUCUGCCUGCAGAGGGAAGGCCAGAGAAGCCUCUUGUGACAAAAGCUGAGGAUUAAUAUCUACAAAUCAUAAUGUACAGCAAAUGAUGACUGUCAGCUAAUGCUGUGCAUUAGUUGGAGGCGAUAAAGAUAACAGUGUAAAGUGUGCAGUCCAAGUAGUUGUAGCGGCGAUACCCUAAAGUCUUGAAAGGUCAUAGGGAGUUUUGUUUUCUGUUCCGCAAUUAUUCUGAAAUUGUGUUUCCAAUAUGCACUUAUCAGAACUUAGAAAGCUAAGGCUCUGACUUUACUAUGGUUACUUUUGUAAUGUGACUUAAAGAUUUAAUUUAACUUUUUAA
Xenopus tropicalis (tropical clawed frog) is the source of this 1335-nucleotide messenger RNA. RefSeq names its product WD repeat domain 77 (gene wdr77). Lineage: Eukaryota; Metazoa; Chordata; Amphibia; Anura; Pipidae. The record is from RefSeq and is marked provisional. Gene Ontology annotation, cellular component: cytoplasm.